Messenger RNA from Penicillium subrubescens, 1662 nucleotides. RefSeq names its product tRNA modification GTPase. Lineage: Eukaryota; Fungi; Ascomycota; Eurotiomycetes; Eurotiales; Aspergillaceae. The transcript has 3 exons. Gene Ontology annotation, biological process: tRNA methylation; tRNA wobble uridine modification. Gene Ontology annotation, molecular function: protein binding; GTP binding; GTPase activity. The record is from RefSeq and is a predicted model, not a curated record. The coding region runs from base 1 to 1662 and encodes 553 amino acids. Gene Ontology annotation, cellular component: mitochondrion; cytoplasm.
AUGCUAGAUGCAGAUUCUACAAUAUAUGCACUAUCUACAGCACCCGGCAGGGCAGCGAUUGCUGUCGUACGGAUAUCGGGUCCAGCAUGUGCCUCGAUAUACAAGUCCCUAUGUCCUAACAGACCCCUGCCGAAACCACGCUUUGCGGCACUACGCACAUUAUACGACCCCUCGCACCCACCUUCCCCAAACACCGUCCUAGACGCAGGCGCCCUAGUCCUCUACUUUCCCGGCCCGAAGACCGUCACAGGCGAGGAUGUACUGGAGCUACACAUACACGGCGGACCCGCGAUUGUCAAGGCAGUGCUAUCUGCUAUAGAAUGCACCAAUCAAUCCGACGCGGUAGUCCGGUACGCCGAGCCGGGCGAGUUCACCCGCCGCGCCUUCAUGAAUGACCGACUGGGUCUCCCGCAAAUCGAAGCCCUAGGCGAUACGCUUUCCGCAGAUACAGAGCAGCAGCGGCGUCUGGCUGUGCGAGGCGCAAGCGAUGCCUUAUUAAAGCGGUACGAGCUCUGGCGCCAGACGCUGCUGUAUGCGCGCGGCGAGCUGGAGGCGUUGAUUGAUUUCUCCGAGGACCAGCAUUUCGACGAAUCUACCGAGGAACUCGUUGCAUCUGUUUCGGGACAGGUGCGUGCGCUGGCGGUGCAGAUUGGAUUUCAUGUGCAGAAUGCUAGUAAGGGUGAGUUAUUGCGGAGUGGAAUUCGGGUUGCCCUACUUGGUGCGCCGAAUGCCGGAAAGAGUUCGUUGUUGAAUCGGGUUGUUGGGAAGGAGGCUGCUAUUGUUAGUACGGAGGAGGGGACUACGCGUGAUAUUGUGGAUGUUGGUGUUGAUCUUGGGGGGUGGUAUUGCAAGCUGGGUGAUAUGGCUGGGAUUCGUGCAGAGGUUGGCGGGUCGGGGACGGUUGUGAUUGGUGCUGUGGAGAAGGAGGGGAUUCGGAGGGCUAGGGAGAGGGCUCUUGAAUCUGAUGUUGUUGUUGUAGUUGUUUCGUUGGAAGAUGGUGGCGGGGACGUGCGGUUGUCUGUGGAACCCGAGGUCUUGGACGCCGUGAAUGACUGUGUGGAGGCUGGGAAAUGCCUCGUUGUUGCUGUCAACAAAUGCGACAAGUUACGAGCUGAUGAGAGGGGGAAUUCGCUGCCGCAAGCUCUAGAGAAGACUAUUCGUGAUGUCUUCCCUGCUGUGCCGGCAGACCGGGUCUUUGCUAUAUCCUGUUAUGAAGCGCAGCGCGGGUCGCUGUCUUCUGUUGAUGACCAGGGCCUGAAGCAGACAGACCCGGGCAAUGUACAGGCAUUCUUACGGGGGCUCAUCUCGACUUUCGAGCAGAUCGCGUCGCCGCUCGGUACGGAUGGAGAUGAAAGUGGUCAAUAUGAUAAAUCGUAUUGGGAAGAUUCACUAGGCGUCACACAUCGACAAAGCUCGAAUCUACAGAAAUGUCUCGACCAUUUGAACGACUUCCUAUACCAGACAACGGCUGCUAUCUCCAACACUUCUGACUCUCUUGACCAUAACCCCGCCUCCAUCGAUGUUGAAAUCGAUAUCGUGACCGCCGCCGAGCACUUGCGCUUUGCCGCCGAUAUGCUGGCCAAGAUUACCGGUCAAGGCGAGAGCGGGGAUGUUGAAGAUGUGCUCGGCGUGGUCUUUGAGAAAUUCUGCGUCGGCAAGUGA